Messenger RNA from Colletotrichum acutatum, 428 nucleotides. RefSeq lists its product as uncharacterized. The coding region runs from base 193 to 360 and encodes 55 amino acids. Lineage: Eukaryota; Fungi; Ascomycota; Sordariomycetes; Glomerellales; Glomerellaceae. The transcript is spliced from 3 exons. The record is from RefSeq and is a predicted model, not a curated record.
AAAAAAAGUGCGCGUUUCGCGUUCCUAAGCGAAUUGCCGGGUGGGAAGGAACGAAGAGAGAAGGAGGGACGGGAAGGGAGAAGAGAUUAAACGAUAGUUAGACCCAAAAGAGUCUUUCCGUGUGGUUCAGAAAAGAUUCAGACGAGACAGACUCAAAUAGACGUUGCACGUAUUUCCAGCAAACUUCAAAAUAUGAUCCAACCAGCUGUAAAACGCACAUCAAAUAUCCGAAUCAUGUUUCCAACAACCUCUUCAACCUUACGAUGUGCCUCAGUCUUUUCAGGGAGCUUCCCGUGCAAAGCUGCAAAUCAAUUGAACGGGCCUACGGUUGCUUUCCCUUUGGAUCAAAAAGAGAAGUGAACUCUAAGAAACGCAUUUGGGCCACUUUCUCAUGUCUGAAUUGAACUUUUCUUCCUCGCACUUCUGCG